Molecule: messenger RNA, 262 nt
Organism: [Torrubiella] hemipterigena
Lineage: Eukaryota; Fungi; Ascomycota; Sordariomycetes; Hypocreales; Clavicipitaceae
Source: the annotation of a GenBank genome assembly
ACACACCAAAGUUCCAAUAGUUUGUUGUCUAUAUAUCUACUACAAUGAAGCUUUCAUUUACUCUUACUUUGAGCGUUGCUGUCUGCGUUGUAGCUCAGCCUGUCGCCAAUGUAGCCCGCACGAAGUUCCCCGGUGGAGUGGGCAAAACCCUUUUUGAGCGGGAGCACCAAGCAAGUAGAGGCCAAGAAGGAACAGAUGUUGGUUGCUCGUGGGGAAUAGGAGUAUCUGCGGACGAUUGCCACCCGUAGAAGUAUGUGAGAAG